This is a messenger RNA of Pocillopora meandrina, 414 nucleotides long. Lineage: Eukaryota; Metazoa; Cnidaria; Anthozoa; Scleractinia; Pocilloporidae. The record is from the annotation of a GenBank genome assembly.
AGUUACAUAUAUUGGACGAGCUGGGGAGCAACACCAAUAAUCGAGCGAGCUAGACUUGACGGUAGCGACCGGGAAGUAUUUAUCAACAAUAGUGUAUAUCUUCCAAACGCCUUGGCAAUUAACGAAGCAGAUAAAAAACUUUACUUGGCGGGAACGGAUGCGAAUAACUACGGAAUUAUUGAAGCUGUUUCAUUAGAAGGUUUAAAUCGCACCGUGAUUUUCAACCGAACUGGAUUCAUCCCAACUGCUUUGGACUUUUACCAAGACUUUUUGUAUUGGUCGGACUCAAAGAAGAAUGCAGUACUACGCCUUUCUCACCAGGGAGGAGAGGGUACAGUUCUUAUUAAUGGAUUGAGAAACCCAAUGGGAGUAAAGAUUUUCCAUAACCGCAAAGAAAGUUCGGGUAAGAAAUAA